GCUAGUUUUUCACAGCUGCCGUUUGCCGGACUCCCUAUUCAUACCUGUACGUUUUGAUUGUACCUCGAAAACUAUCUGUCUUCUAAGCGUUCGAAUUACGGAGACAUAACACAAAUGAUUAACGCCAACAGAUCAACGUAUCUAACCUGAAUAAUAUGCUUAAUCAGCGAAGGUUGUUUUGGGCUUAACUUCUCUAGUGCUGCACUGACAACUUUACAGCAAUCCUGAACACCUGUGUUGGAAAUUUGUGAUGUGAAAACAUGCCUCUGAUAAUAAAUGGAAACUCUGUUGGACAAGUUCCAAAAUCUCUCCAGGAAUUCUUUGACAGAUAUGAUUUCAAGGACUCCUCCCAACACCUGUGCUGUCAGUCCAAUAAGAUGUAUACACAGGAUGAGGGCAUUUUGUAUGUCGGUCAGCGAGAGAUGGCAGCCACUACUCCCGAGGAUGGAGUUUUCAACUUUCUGGGUACGGAGGAUGCCACAACAUGUCACAUGGUCGUCCUACGCCAUACAGAAUCGGGAGCUGUCUGUCUUGCACACUUUGAUGGCUCUGGCAUACAGAAGGCAGCCAAGGAUAUGAUCAGACUGGUGAAAGGAAUGGCGCACAGCAGUGGGAGACUGCAGCUUCACCUGAUAGGAGGGUUUUGUGAUGAUAGUAGCACUUCUGCUGAGCUAUCAAUCAAAACACUAGAGGCGUUCCAUGACAAUGAGGAUGAUAUCCACUUAGAAACCUGCUGUAUCACCGAUUUGAAUAGUAUCAAGAAGAAGGAUAUCCCGUUUCCCAAUAUAUAUGGCAUCGCUGUAGAUAUUAAAACAGGGGAGAUAUCUAGGGCAAGCUUCGCUGAUCAUGGUCCAGACCAACCAUUGAGAAGUGCUCGACACUUUACAGGAUCUGAAGAGGUUAUCAAUAUAUACGACCCAAAGCGUAACAUACUGACUAUUGGUCCCUUCAACUAUUCGACUAUGGACGAAAUUGAUCUUCUGUGUGGACUACCCAAAAACUUCAUUCGAGAGCACCUGUCAACCUCCCCAGCACAGGAGCCGGCUCACUUUGAGGACCAUGUGCGGGCAGCCUUGUUGCAGAUUAAGGAGCACCCUCAGCCUAUGAAAACAAUCUUCAAGGACGAAAAGCCUCGCUGUUACAAACUGGAGAACAAGAAGUGGAAACCGGUGUCAGACUCGUGAUAGGAAAUGAGUGUGUGGAUGUAUUAUUGAGAACGAACUUUAUCAUAACCAUUGUAAUCUAGAACUAACGAGUUGUCUACCUUGAUCUGUAAUAGUGCGAAAAUGGUCAUUAUUUAUUGAACAAACUUUUCUCAAAAGAGACAUACUCUUAUAGUAUUGUUUUAGCAUUUAUCAUCUUUUAGUGCAUUUUUCACUUAUUCAAAUGCACAAAAUUAUGUUAUCACUAAAUCUUAAUUCACUUUUCCUUCUUGAUAGCUGUAGGGGUAAAUUAUGAUAACCGUAAAACUUUAAAAAAAAAUGCUGUUGAUAAUCCGAAAUAUUAGUGAACUUUUAUAUGUAUUGUCACAGUGGGAAACUAUCUAGUUGCUUGUUAUAGGCAUGGUUUAUCUUAAGCUCAAUCAGUUGAGCACAUGAAUAGAAGCCUGGUGGGUUCACCUCCUUGCAGCAGGAGGCAUGUGGAAAAAGUUACCUUUGUUACUUUGACGCCUGCUAGAGACAUGGGUAUUGUGUAUGAUCAUCUCCUCAACUUUGCUGUCACAAAAAUGGUCCUACUUAAAGAAGCCUUCAGAAUGAGGUCUUUCCUUAGAGAAAGAGUAUGUCACAUUAGUGAACUUUCCAUUUGCUUGUAACUGAAUUUGCUUAAAUCGGUCAAAAAAUUGACUAGAUAAUCAGAAGACCCAGGUUUGACUCCUAGUGGAGGCAUUUGGAGAAGGUGACAUUUGUUGCAGUAUGUAUACUGGGCCGCUUUCGUUUAUCACGAUCCAAAGGGUUGAACCGGUUGGAUCAGAGUUGUUUGUUUAUGAAAUAAGUUCGGACCUACAUUGUGGUAAUCUGAUGCUGCUUUCAGGGGAGCCUUGACAAAGCCUUGCAAGGCCUGUAGAAAAGUUUGCAGGUCCACAAAGAUUUAUACCCAAAAUUGUUAUAUUUUUAAACGGACAAACGGGUUGCUCUGCAUCAGGCCCAGGAAUGUCAUUUUGGAAUAGUCUCCCCUCCUCCAAGGGUUCUAAAAAAAAAAAUCUUUUGCAGAGAUGUAAGCUUGACAUAGGGAGGAGAGUCCCAGAAAAUGCUCAUCCCUCCCCGCUGCUCCCCCCAAAAAAAUCGUGUUAAUGUCUGGAAAUCAAAUUGUCUGGGUUAAAUGUCCUCUGUAUAAAUAUAUAUAAUAACAUCACCUAUGCAAUGUUGUUUAUGGUAUGACAAAGAUAUAUUAUGAAGUGUAAAUGAUCACAUAUUAUUUUGAAUGUUUUAUGUAACAGCAUAGUUACAUGUAUAUAUAAUUAUGAUAAGUUUUGAGUUACUGAAAAUUUUGAAUUGUACAUUACCUCCAUUUAUUUAAUUUAUCCUAUUUUUUUCUGCUGAUGAAUCAAUAUUUUCACUCUAAAUUAUUUUUCCUUGUUUUUUUCAUAUAAUAUGGCCAGCAUUGAUUUCGCCCACGUAUACUUACCAUUAUUAACUGCUAUAUGUACACUGUUUAUAAUACUGUUCACCUUGUUUUGAAUGAAGUCUCUUGUUGAAAGGUAAAAAAAAAAAGAUAAAAAUAAAACAAGGCCUUUAUGUUUUGCGUCACUCAUCCAUACUGCAGCUUGAUACAUCAUGCUGAUUGUAAGUUACAACUAGUUGUGUGACAAAAGAAUUAGUUUUCAUUAGCGUAGCUUCUUUCAAAAAAGUUCUUUUUUUUUCAUGACAGCUGAAUGUAUGUUAUAGCCUAAACCGUCUUGGUUGAUUUUAACAAUAUUUAUUUAAUUGUUACGUUUUCCUGUAAAUAUAUUAACAAUCAAAAUAUUUUGUUAUGUGUGCUGUUCAAGCCUAAGUCUUAACAUUUAUUAUGUGACUCUUCUCUUUUAACUCAUGACAGUGUGAUGAUCAAGUGUAAUAGAAGGAAAUGUUAAGAAGAUUUGAUGGUUCGAUGGUGAAACCUUUUAGACCAUGAUAAGUGACGAAGAAAAAUGGGUAUAAACCCGUUUUUUUUUCUUUUAUCACAUGUUUUGAAAUGUUUGACCCUUUACGCAAUCAUUGUUUUCUGGCUUGAAAAGAUCAAAGGUUUUAUGUUGUUGAUUUCUCAUUUUAUUUCUUUGUUGUUUAUGAAUCAAUUUAAAACAUCAAAAACGUCCCAGCCAGAUUGACAGUAAACAGAGUUUUUUUUUCUUGUAAAACCAUUUGCUCCUAGUUUUAUCUUGAUACAAAUCAAAAUAUCAAAAACCCGUCCUAGUUAUCCCCCACCCCAUUCUACUGCAAUAUCUGCAGUUAACAGAAGGUAAACUUUCUAUAUAAAACAAAGCUGUAUGUGAUGAGGCAAAACAACAAUUUGUUUCAGGUACCCCGACCAACCCUAGCAAUUUUAUCUCACUCAAAAGUACUCCAAGUGUUGGGAUAAGUUGUCCACUGGAUGCAAACAAACUGAUUGACAAGGCAACUAUAUAUAUACCCGCUCUACUUCAUAGGCAGGCAUCAAAACCAAAUUUAAAUCCCAUAUUAUUAUUUAAAAGACCUAAAAAUAUGUUUGGUAAUUUUUGUUAUUUCUUAAAUCACCCCACAAAAAAGGGGGGAAAAGAUAAUGAUAUAAAAAUCAAUCCCGACCAUACCUGAGACAUAUAUUUACAUAGUUUUUUUGGCCUAAGGAAAUAAAGACAUAGAAAUCUUGUCCCAGUUACACAUGGUUGGUAGUAUUUUGGUAGUGUUGAUUGAGCUUGCUAUCUCUGAUCCUUGAACCAAGCUGUGGGUGAUCAUUAUACAAAUAUAUAACAAUUGUUGUGAACUAAAUAAAUAAUGAAAAAAAAACCAGUCUUUUUGCUUUUAUAUU
Messenger RNA from Mizuhopecten yessoensis (Yesso scallop), 3981 nucleotides. RefSeq names its product protein N-terminal asparagine amidohydrolase-like. The record is from RefSeq and is a predicted model, not a curated record. Lineage: Eukaryota; Metazoa; Mollusca; Bivalvia; Pectinida; Pectinidae. Gene Ontology annotation, molecular function: protein-N-terminal asparagine amidohydrolase activity. The transcript is spliced from 12 exons. Gene Ontology annotation, cellular component: nucleus. Gene Ontology annotation, biological process: ubiquitin-dependent protein catabolic process. Bases 261 to 1184 code for a protein of 307 amino acids.